AUGAACGGAGCGCAAAUCACAAAGGAGGCAAUGGCGCAAAAGCCAUCGCAAGGCUCGACGACAUCACAGGGUGCGUCCGCCAACGGCAACUCGGCACUGAACAAGAAGAGGAAGAAGGACGGCUUGAAGCCUAUCAUUACGACCGAGGGCCCCGGGGCCGCUCAUCUCGCCCAAGUCAUGACACAUUCGCCGACAUCGUCUUCCUCACCUGAGGACCCCGCCGAGAACACUGCCGACGAGGAAGAUUCUGAAGAUUAUUGCAAAGGAGGAUAUCACCCAGUCACGAUUGGGGAAAAGUUUAAGGACGGCAAAUACACCGUUGUGCGGAAGUUGGGUUGGGGUCAUUUUUCAACCGUGUGGCUAUCAAGGGACAACACGACUGGCAAACAUGUGGCGCUCAAGGUCGUACGGUCAGCGGCACACUAUACGGAAACCGCCGUCGAUGAGAUCAAGCUUCUCAACAAGAUUGUCCAAGCAAACCCGAACCAUCCCGGUCGCAAGCAUGUCGUGAGCUUGCUAGAUUCGUUCGAACACAAAGGCCCAAACGGCACCCACGUAUGUAUGGUGUUCGAGGUCCUGGGCGAGAAUCUUUUGGGCUUGAUCAAAAAGUGGAAUCACAGGGGUAUCCCGAUGCCGCUCGUCAAGCAGAUCACAAAGCAGGUGCUGCUGGGCCUCGAUUAUUUGCACCGGGAAUGUGGAAUCAUCCACACGGAUCUCAAGCCAGAGAAUGUGCUUAUCGAGAUCGGCGACGUUGAGCAGAUCGUGAAGAAGGUGGUAAAGAACGAACCCAACGAUAAGGAAAACAACAGGAACGGCCGUCGCAGGCGUAGGACGCUCAUCACAGGCAGUCAGCCCUUGCCGUCACCGCUCAACGCAAGUUUUAGCUCUGCGUCGCUAUUUCCAUCGCCCGGUUCGCACAGCCUCGGCCAGAUGCUGCAUGAAGGUCCCUUAUCCAAAGAACCGUCGCCGAGACCCGACAAAGACAGUGGGGAGGACAGCCAAAAACAGCGGGAAAAGACGGCUGAUAUUCUCACGAAGGAAGUUUCGGGCAUCUCGCUAGACAAGUCUGCUACCCCUCUGUCGACAACAGGCGAGAAGCGCAAGGCCGAGGAUAUGCAAGGCUUUGACAUCAUCAGCGUCAAGAUCGCCGAUCUCGGGAACGCGUGCUGGGUCAACCACCACUUUACCAACGACAUCCAAACGCGCCAGUACCGCUCUCCCGAGGUGAUUCUAGGUGCCAGAUGGGGAGCAAGCACAGACGUAUGGAGCAUGGCCGCCAUGGUAUUCGAGCUGAUUACAGGCGAUUAUCUCUUUGACCCCCAGUCCGGCACAAAGUACGGAAAAGACGACGACCACAUCGCCCAGAUCAUCGAGCUGCUCGGACCGUUUCCCAAGUCGUUGUGUUUGUCGGGCAAGUGGUCGCAGGAGAUCUUCAAUAGAAAGGGAGAGCUGCGGAAUAUCCAUCGGCUGCGGCAUUGGGCUCUCCCGGAUGUCUUGCGGGAGAAGUACCAUUUCAAGGAGGAUGAAGCCAAGCGCAUCUCUGAUUUCCUCAUCCCCAUGCUGGAGCUCGUGCCCGAGAAGCGGGCGAAUGCAGGCGGCAUGGCGAGCCACGUUUGGUUGGAUGACACGCCGGGCAUGAAGGGUAUAAAGAUUGAUGGGGUUGAAGUCGGGAGUCGCGGGGAAGGCAUAGACGGCUGGGCAAGUGAAGUAAGAAAGCGGUAG
Messenger RNA from Canariomyces notabilis, 1722 nucleotides. Its product is annotated as kinase-like protein. Gene Ontology annotation, cellular component: cytoplasm; nucleus. The record is from RefSeq and is a predicted model, not a curated record. The coding region runs from base 1 to 1722 and encodes 573 amino acids. Lineage: Eukaryota; Fungi; Ascomycota; Sordariomycetes; Sordariales; Chaetomiaceae. The transcript is spliced from 4 exons. Gene Ontology annotation, molecular function: protein serine/threonine kinase activity; ATP binding. Gene Ontology annotation, biological process: spliceosomal complex assembly; regulation of mRNA processing; peptidyl-serine phosphorylation.